This is a messenger RNA of Lacerta agilis (Sand lizard), 807 nucleotides long. Its product is annotated as SLAM family member 5-like. The transcript has 4 exons. Gene Ontology annotation, cellular component: external side of plasma membrane. Bases 109 to 807 code for a protein of 232 amino acids. NCBI's taxonomy places the organism in Eukaryota, Metazoa, Chordata, Lepidosauria, Squamata, Lacertidae. Gene Ontology annotation, biological process: T cell activation. The record is from RefSeq and is a predicted model, not a curated record.
GAGGUGUUGAUUUUUAGAGAACACACGCAUGCUUUCAAUUUCAUAGGACUUACACGGAGCCUUGAUGGCAGGAAACAGGCAGUAAAGAAACAGCAGAGCAAAGCCGAAAUGAUACCAUGCAAGGCAUUUUUCAUUCUGGGGCUACUUGCGCUACCAGCUGGUUCCCCUGGUGAAGAAAAUGCUGAGAAAAAGAAAGGAAUUAUUGGACAAUCUGCAACUUUCCUGCUGAACACUUCAGAACAAUUUCAAAAGAUUUACUGGGUUAAGGAAAAGCAAGCUAUUCCAAUUUUUGUGGUAGCAAUUCCACAAAAGGAUCCAGAAGAGAGAUGUGAACUCCGUGACCAAAUUCUAGAAUAUAGAGGGCGGCUGAGUGUCUCUGAGGACUGCAAGAUGUUACAAAUCAAUAACCUAAGUCAAGAGGAUUCUGGCAUAUACCAUGCACAGAUCAGGAUAGCUGAAGACAAAAAUCCAAUACAUGAAAUAUUUUCCCUGAAGGUAUAUAAGCGUUUAUUGGAGGCUGACCUGAAGAUUGUCUGUGACCAAAAAGAUUAUCGUGGCGGGAAUGGAACUCUGCAGCUGAACUGCUCUGCAGGCCUCUGGGAAGAUGAUGUGAAGUUCAGCUGGGCCCCAGCCAGCCUGAGUGAAUCCACUGGGAGAUCUCUAGUCACCAGGCACAAUUUAGAAGGCAAUGAUUUGAACUUCACUUGCAUAGUAGAGAACCCUGUUGGCACAGCAUCCAAGACUGUGUCUUUCCAGAAAAUUUGCAGCACUGGUGUUGUAAACAACAAUGGACAGGACAAAGGAUAG